Messenger RNA from Durusdinium trenchii, 2679 nucleotides. The record is from the annotation of a GenBank genome assembly. Lineage: Eukaryota; Dinophyceae; Suessiales; Symbiodiniaceae.
GGCAACUCAGGCCAAUAUCUCAAUGAUCUGUUUGCUGUUUAUAUCGAAAUGACAACCUUGCUCGACUUCUGUGGAUGCAGUUUCUUAGCAAAACGUGGUUUUGAGAUGCGCAAGUUUUGAAAAACGGCAUUGUUAACUGUUAAAAGCACUUUUUUGCACGUGUGUGUGGCUCCGUGUCUGCUGAAUGUUGUGAUGCAUGGGUCUUUUCAAGAAGAAGUCAAGAAGCAUUUUGCCUCAAACACGAGCAGUGUUGCAGUGUAGCUGUAAUCUCCUUGCGAGCAGCUUGACAGCUUGUCACGAGUCGUCAUGUCGAAGAUGGAUGCCAAGUCUUACAAGGACCUUUGCCUCAUUAUUGUGGGGCCAGGGUCAAAAGCUGAUGAAGUACUUGCAAGGAGAAGGCUCACAGCAGGAGGGCGCUUGGCGCAUAUCUUGAUCGAGGGUGAGAACGAUGAUCGUGUUGAAGUGGAGCAUGACCCCGUGGAGGACUCAUGUCUCAGCUGGCAACCACCAUUGCCUGAGCAUGGGAUCUCUUCCUUUGGCAAGAAGAUCGGUGCCAAACGCCGCAAUGUUUGGACCAAAGUUGGGCCGGAUGCCAUCGUGCUGCCCGAGAACCACAAGAUGAAGAUCUUGAAAGAUGCGAGUGGAGCACUCCGUCACAUUUGCAUCAGCGAUGAGAAUCAGACGGCCGUGAUUGAGCUCUCUGGUCAUGUGGUGUUGAAUGCUGACAUGGAGCUUGCAAGAACACUUGAUGUUGAAGUGUGUAACCCUGACUACCAGCCGUUUGGAUGCUUUUCAGCCCGUUUUGUACUGAUCAGCAUGCUGAUCUCCUUCCUUUGGACUAUGGCCCGCUUUCUGGUUGGCAAUGCUCUGGAGUCCAAUGAAGAUGUGACGUCAGUACUCUGGGGCCGGAGCUUCUUGCGGAUGAUCAGCUGGCUCUUAUUUGGGCAAGUCUUUUGCGUGGGAAUGUGGCCAUCCUGUUUCGCAGGGGAGUGGCCAAGCAUGGGUGUCUAUCAGGUGGGUCACAUCAUCUUUGUGGUGGCUAUCCUAGCGAUCACUUACUUCCAGUUCUCAGAUUUCUUGGCUCCCACAGCAGCAGAAAUGCCCAUGCUUGCUACUGCACCAGCAUUGAACUAUUGGCUCACGCAAGACAGACAUCCCGAAAGACGCAUCUGGCCGUCUGCGCUGUGGACCAUUGCUCAGCUCGUUGGCAGUUGGGGCGGCUGGAUCAUUUUUGCACUGGUUGGCCUGGGCUAUGGAACUUUGGUGGCGUCAGGGAACACCCUUGCGGCAGCCCUUUUCCUGCCGUUCGCCACCGCUGCCACAGAAAUCGGAAUCGCGGUCUAUGCCCGCUUCACUUACAACAAGUUUGUGUUCGAAGCCAGGGUGAAGGCAGGUGAGCUAGUGGUGGCUGGUGAUCAACUUUUCCUGAAUGGGCCCGCAGUGAUCUACUGUGCUCACGCUCUGGCAGAAGCUUGUCGUUUGGCUGCCACCUUUUCAGGAGCUGUGAUCAGCGGCGGCUACACCUGGGUGCCAACCACCUUGUUGAGUGUGGCUCUCAACAUCUCGGCUCGCUUGGGAUGGUCACGCUUUGCCCUCAUCAAGAUCACCACCAAGAUCCGGGGAGGCCCAACAGCUAUGGCUUGGUUCGCCCCUACCGCAUGGAGCAAGCUACAUGACGAGCUGAAGGUCUACGGUGGCUAUUUCCGUUUUGCGGCCAUUUGGGCUUUGGUGGCCGCAAGGGCCAUUGAAUAUGGAUGGUCCAUGAAUGGCCCUAAGGCUCCAUUCUUCAACACUUCUGCCAUGUGCGUGCUGAUUGCUUGCUUCAUUCUUGAGAAGAUCGAGGAUGUCGUCGUUGUGCAUGAGCUUUUGCCCGUGAACCCCGCAGGCCCGGGACUUCUUAAGAAGUACAGCGCAGGCACGAAUGCUGAUCCAAAGCAGCUUGUGGCCGUGGAGAACCUUCCAACAGAAGCAGCCAGUGACCCCUGGCGAAUGGACGAAUUGGAGUUGAGUGGGCGGAAGUCCAGUAGGUCGACCAUGGCAAGCCUCACUAAGAAGGAUUCCCUCGAGACCGAGGCAAAGGUGCUGCAGCAGAGAGUCUCCUUAGGCCCACGGCAGGACUCGAUGUGGUGUCGUCUCCGCGCAGGAAUGGGUCAACCGCGAUCUCUGGUGCCAGCUCCUUCGUUGCACGGUUUGCGUGAGAUCCCAUUCGAACACCAGCUUUGCAUGGUGGGCUGUAUUGGAGAGUUUGUGAUUGGGCUCACCUACCUCUUGAUUGGAGCGGGAUACAUGCGAGGCCUGUGUGAUGCCCCCAUGGCAGGCUUGGACAGGCUUCUGAACUUUCUUUGGUGGGAAGUUCCGCUGCAAUGCUGAUCGAGGACACCUCGCUGCGUCGUCUAACUCAUUCUAAACCUAUUGUUCAUAGUUCUGAACCUUUUGGGGCUUCAGGGCCUUGGACGUGAUUUUGGCCGCAUGGGCCAUGGACGCAUGGCGAUGUAACUCAGUCCGGUAUACCCCUCAAGGGGUAGUGGCUGGGCAUUUGACGCCUUAUUUUGACAAGUCGAGGAAACACUCUUCUCCAGGGAGACAAGACCUCGCACAUUUAUAUGCUUCUUACCAUGAGCACCGUGCCAAUGACACGUGCUCAAAAUGUCUCGGACGCCGGAAUCAAUGCAGGAUAAA